Messenger RNA from Ziziphus jujuba (common jujube), 990 nucleotides. Its product is annotated as MDIS1-interacting receptor like kinase 2-like. Lineage: Eukaryota; Viridiplantae; Streptophyta; Magnoliopsida; Rosales; Rhamnaceae. Gene Ontology annotation, molecular function: protein binding. The transcript has 2 exons. Bases 1 to 990 code for a protein of 329 amino acids. The record is from RefSeq and is a predicted model, not a curated record.
AUGCUUGCUAUAUUUAUAUUUCUGAAUGUGGAAAGCGGAUUUAAAAACAAGCGACUUGAGAAUGUUAAAACAUGUUUGAUCUUAAUGACAACCAACUCUCGGGUGGUAUUCCCUAGAGAAAUUGGAAAUUUAAGCAACUUAGCAGUGCUCAACCUUAGCACAAAUGAUCUUUCUGGUGCACUUCCCCCUUCCAUUGGAAACUUGAGCAAUAUAUUUCAUAUUUUUCUUUAUCGAAAUAGCCUUUCUGGACAUAUUCCAAGAGAAAUUGGAAACUUGGGAAAUUUAAGCAACUUAGAAAUGCUUGACCUUAGUUUCAAUAAUCUCUUCGGUACACUGUCGGCUUCCAUAGGAAACUUGACUAGCAUAAAAAGUCUGCAAUUGGCUUUGAAUAGCUUCACUGGCCAAUUGCCACAGCUAAUAUGUGGUGGUGGAUCACUUCAGAAUUUUAGUGCCAGUUCAAACAAUUUUACCAGCCCAAUCCCAAAAAGCUUGAAAAACUGCACUGGCCUUAUUAGACUUAAGCUAAAUCAAAACCAACUAACAGGAAACGUAACAGAAGCUUUUGGUAUAUACCCAAACUUGAAUCAUAUUGAUCUAAGUGGCUCCAUACCACCUGUGCUUGGUAAGGCAACUAAGCUACGUGUACUUGACCUUUCCUCAAAUCAUCUCUCAGGAAAUAUUCCAGAGGAAUUUGGAACCUUGAAGUUAUUGCACAAACUUAUGCUACAUGGCAAUCGACUAUCUGGAGAUAUUCAGUACAAAAUCAAAAUGCUAGCUAAUCUAGAAAGUUUACACUUGGCAGCAAACAAUCUAAGUGGCUCAAUUCCAAAAGAGCUCGGAGGGUGCUACAAGCUUUUACAGUUGAGUUUGGAAAAUAAUGAAUUUGAAGGCAGUGUUCCUUCGAAGAUAACAAAUAUCUACUCCCUUAAAAUCCUUGAUCUCAGUUCAAAUUUGCUCAAGGGAGAGAUACCCCAUAAAUUGCAAAAAUGA